Molecule: messenger RNA, 2213 nt
Organism: Vespula pensylvanica (western yellowjacket)
Lineage: Eukaryota; Metazoa; Arthropoda; Insecta; Hymenoptera; Vespidae
Product: CCAAT/enhancer-binding protein-like
Exons: 1
Coding region: 708-1853 (381 amino acids)
Biological process (GO): regulation of transcription by RNA polymerase II; DNA-templated transcription
Molecular function (GO): DNA-binding transcription factor activity, RNA polymerase II-specific; RNA polymerase II cis-regulatory region sequence-specific DNA binding
Source: RefSeq, a predicted model, not a curated record
UUACGCAUGCGCGGGACCACGCCGCGCGCCACAUUGAAAGCUUGCGACAUGCCGCCAAACCGUUCAGUCGCGCGCCAACUAUCGUGCGGGUGGGAUUGCUUUCUCGUUUUCCCAAGCUUUUGUUCUAUACACGUAUUUCUAUUUUAUCGCGAGUUCUAUAUAUACGUAGAGACACACACAUACAUACAUAUAUAACGGUAGUAAUAUAAUUAUUAGUAGUAAUAGUAAUAGUUACUCGAGUGGUAGUAUCGGUAGUUGAUAGUAGUAGUAUUAGAAGAGGAAAGAAAAGAAGAAUCGAAAUAUCAAAGCGGAACGUUCGAUAGAGAAAAAAUUCUAUCGACGCGUUGGCGCGAGCGAAAAGCCCGCCGUUUCAAAUCGAGAGGAGUAAAGUAAAGAGAAGGAGGAGUAGGUGGAAGAGAAGGAAGAAGAGGAAGAAGAUUAAGAAUCGCGUGUCCUCUUCGCGUUGAGAGAGAAGAAGCCGCGCGCCAACGCGGCGACAUUGGCGUACUUCUCUCUGCUUAUCGCUCUUCUCUCUCUCUCCCUCUCUCUCUCUCUCUUUAUCGCUCUCUCGCUAUUUCACUCUCUAUUGCUCCGUCUAAGUCUUUUUCAUCGGUGAUAACGUGAUAUACUGUAACAAGCGCGCUUCUCAAGAGCGCCGAGUUUAUCUCUCACACCGUUCUAUAAUAUCUGUGAUGUGCGAGUGAACGAUGGAAUCACCGGUCAUGUACGAUUCGGGGGCCCAUCAGGCCCAGGUGCAAGGGGCGGCCGAUCCGAAGAAGUCACAGGUGCUGAACAACAACAAUAAUAACAACACUGCGAAUAACAAUAACAACAACAAUAACAAUCAUCAGAACAACAACAAUUCCGCCUUACAAGUUAAUCACAAUCACAAUCACAAUCAACAGCAGCAGCAGCAGCAGCAGCAGCAGCAGACCAGCUCGGUCGUGAGCAAGGUGUCUGGAAGCAAGGCGAGCUUGCAUCAGCAAUACGCGGAACACUGUGCCGCGGCGGGCGAACUGACGGAUCUGAAUACUCCCGAGAUAUCGCUCGACCUUCAGCAUCUAAUCGACGACAGUCACUUCAACGACGGUCUCUUGGACAUGUUAGGUGCGAGCAAUGGUACCGUAAAGCACGUUAGGACGACCGGUUACCCACGUACUACCCUAGCGUAUAUGCCGCAACCAGUUCACAGCGGGGCGAGUUAUCAUCAGGGAAGUAACAGCUGUAGCGACAGCAACAGUUCGAGCUCGGAAUCACCUAGCAUCAAAGAGGAACCAUUGGACCCAGCGGACUAUCGGCGUCACUGCCCUCAAUACCCACCGGCCGGUUACAGUCCCGUCACGAACGGUCCCUUCGCCAAUGGCGGCCCUACCUUCACAACGUUAACACCGAGCACCGUGCCCGGUGGACAUCCUGGUGCACCGGUUCACCAACCACCACCUAGAGCCGGUCAAACGGCCGGCCAAACUCCCGGCGGACCUAUCAAACCGGUAAUGGCCCAUCAGCAUCAUGCGGCUGCUGCGGCAGCCGCGGCAGCAGCUGCCGUUGCCAGGAAACAGACCAAGGCCAUCGACAAGGCCAGCGACGAGUACAGGAGACGACGGGAGAGAAACAACAUUGCCGUGAGAAAAAGUCGCGAAAAAGCGAAAGUACGCUCGCGUGAAACCGAGGAGAAGGUGAAGCUCCUCGUCAAGGACAACGAUCUUCUCAAAAAAAGGAUCGAACUCCUGACCGAGGAACUCAACGUUCUACGUUCGCUCUUCAGCAGCGUCGGAGUCGUACCCGAGCAACUCCACCGUGAGAUCUCUAGGCAUCUCGACCAAUUCCAACAGCACGCCGUCGGACCCAUGUAGCCCUCGCCGCUUGCAUCGAUCAGAGUCUACUAGCCGAGCCUAAGAAAAUAGGAAAAAAGAGAGAAGGGGAAAGAAAGAGAGAGAGAGACAGAGACAGAGACAGAGACAGAGACAGAGACAGAGAGAGGGAGGAAGAGAGAGGGAGAGAGAAAGAUAAAUAGAAUAUUUUAUCGUUGACGAUGAACGCAAGUGCUACCAGCCACGAGGAAAACACACGUUUUACCACAUGACAUGUCGUUUCAAAUCUUCGGGAUCUUUCUAAAGCCGCCAUCUUUAAAAAGACGUCUCCUCUCUCUCUCUCUUUCUCUCUCUCUCUGUCUGUCUCUCUCUCUUUCUCUCUUUCUCUUAAUCUCUCUCUCU